Lacerta agilis (Sand lizard) is the source of this 892-nucleotide messenger RNA. RefSeq names its product forkhead box L3 (gene FOXL3). Gene Ontology annotation, molecular function: RNA polymerase II cis-regulatory region sequence-specific DNA binding; DNA-binding transcription factor activity, RNA polymerase II-specific. The transcript has 4 exons. The coding region runs from base 128 to 880 and encodes 250 amino acids. The record is from RefSeq and is a predicted model, not a curated record. Gene Ontology annotation, biological process: anatomical structure morphogenesis; regulation of transcription by RNA polymerase II; cell differentiation. Lineage: Eukaryota; Metazoa; Chordata; Lepidosauria; Squamata; Lacertidae.
CUUGCCAGUGGGGGACCACCCAGGAAGCCAGAAUUGCAUAGCUACUGGCUGUUGCAAACACCCAAGUUCAAAGGUUCAGGAGAGACCUUUACCAUACUUGAAUCGAAGCCAAAAGAGGACAAGGAAUAUGUUUGAUAACACCCAGUACCCCUAUAAUUGCUUUAAUUACGAUGGGGAUGAUUACCCAACCUGCAGCUCUGAUGAAGAGAAAAGGUUCACCAGACCAGCAUACAGCUACAUCGCUUUAAUUGCAAUGGCCAUUCAACAGAGCCCCUCCAACAAAGUGACUCUUUCUGGCAUUUACGACUUCAUCAUGAAGAAAUUCCCUUACUACAGGACAAACCAGCGAGCCUGGCAGAACUCCAUCCGCCACAACCUCUCCCUCAACAGCUGCUUUGUCAAGGUUCCCCGGACAGAAGGCAAUGACAAAGGGAAGGGCAAUUACUGGAGCUUUGCAUCGGGAUGUGAAUCUAUGUUAGACCUGUUUGAAAACGGGAACUACAGGAGGAGGAGGAGGAGGAAGAACGUCAAAAGGGAACCCAGAGACAAACGGCCAAAUGGUGGGAGCGACUGCUUGCAAGCUUUAUCCCCGGUGGAUUCUGGAUUCUCCGGAAUCUCCUCAUGCCCCGGUCAGAGAGUACAAUCCCAGCCCAAAGCUUUGGAGACUUGCGAGCUUUUUCCAAACGCCGCCGCCAGCCGAGAGAGUCUAAACAGCUCCUCCAUAGGAAAAUCUGACUCCGAAAUUAAAUUUAGCAUUGAUUACAUUCUCUCCUCCCCAGACCCUCUGCCUGUCCUGAGGUCUCCGUAUCACGCAGAAGAUAACAAAUACCACCUCUUGGAUUCUCAGCAGCUGGUGAACCUUCAGUUUUGGACAAUGUGAGCUUGCAAACUU